CCGCCUUCCUCCUUCACACAACAUCCCCCCCUACUAUACUGAUCCUCCAUUCUUCCUCUUCCCAUUGAGUCUGCUUUUACUCUUGUACAAUACCCCAUUUGCCUCCUCACAUCUGACCUCCCAACCACACCAUAUUCUCCCAUCUCUCGACUGCGAGCCCUUCCCGACUAUCGCUUCGACUCGACUACUCCUCAUCGUCUCUCGUUAUUCCUAUCCUUGACCGACCCUUGUGACUCUCGUUUGCAUUCGACACUGACACUGACUGAGACACCAAUCCCAUCGCUAUCAACGAGUCUUCUUGACUAUCGUCUCGCUUCCUCCUUACCAACCACAGUUUUGUCAACAUGGCUACCUUGGCGGAACACCCGGCUGUCGCGCCUUCAACCUACGAACAAGACAUUGAAUCGUUCCUGAAUCUAGACCAACUUGCUUACACUACCGCGGAAACUGCUCGAUCAAAGACCGCACUCAUCACCCAACCCACUCUGCCCAGCACUGAAUUCAACGCAGGCGAUGUACGAAGUGCUGGUUUCGCUUCGACAAACCCAACCCCAGUCGCGUUUCAGGCCCCGAGUCACCAGUAUGACGAACAUAAGCAACAAACCGGCCUGCCUCCGGGCGCCUUAGCUCAUGCCAUGACAUUCAAUCACAUGAAUGGAAUGGCAUUUGGUGGUGCAAGCCCCAACUACCCGAUCAGUGGUGAUAUGUUCGCUGGUGGUCAGAUCAAGCGCGAAGAUGCUCCGAUGGAUUUCAACAGCCCCCCGACACGGAACCCUUCCGAGAUGGACCUGGAGUCUGACAAUAUGGGAACCGCCUCGGCCUACUUCCUUUCGCCGAACCCUAGCAACAGAAAUCAAUUCGUGGAUCCAACCGCCUUGAGCGGUCAUGAGGUUGUUCCCGCUGGUCCUUCCACACAAGUAGGUCGCAUGUAUCCUGGUAUGCACCAGCAGCAAGCUGCCAUGGCCAAGGCGGCACAACAACAGAGACAUCAUGAAUUCCUCCGUCAGCAGCAAUUCCAGCAGCAACAGCGUCGAUUGGAUGAGCAUAUGCAUCAGCAUGGGGCUCCUCACAGCCAGACUCCUCGUCCACCCAACCCACUGGUAGAGGAGCGGAUCUCGCGGCUUUUGCAGCAGAUGCGUCAGAAUGCCAUGGGCUCCCCCGAUGAUUCGCCGUCUCCUUCUUCAUCUCUGCCUCAGAUGGCCAAGGCCAAAAAGGACGAGCAGGACAUGGAUGAAGAUGAGCGCCUCCUGGCCAGUGAAGAGGGCAAGAAGCUUAGCAGCAAGGAACGUCGCCAGCUCCGCAAUAAGGUUUCCGCUCGUGCCUUCCGUUCUCGCAGAAAGGAAUAUAUUGGUCAACUCGAAAGUGAGGUGGCCGCCAAAACCAAUGAAGCUCAUGAGCUUCGUCUUCAAAAUCGCGCCCUAUUUGAGGAGAACGGUCGUCUGACUGACCUCGUUCGCACGCUCCUGUCUUCGCCUCAUUUCGGCCAGGUUCUGGACGAACUCAGCGUCGGCGGUGUCCCGAUGUCCAACCAAGCGCAACCACAGCAACUUCCUCAACACCAACAUCAGCCGCUGCCUCAGCCUCAACAGCAAUCAGCACACCCUCAAUCACAACCUCAGCAACAACCACCCACCAUGUCACAACCACCUAUGCAACAGCCUUCUCAGGUUGGCAUGGUCAUGGUUCCAAACCAGGGACUUGAUGCUUCUGCUAUGGGCAUGAACAAUGCUGGUUGGAACUCGGGCAUUGAUAUGAACUUCGGCAAUGCCUCGGUCUUCGCCGUACUGGAGGUCCCUGAGCCAAUUAUCGACUCCGAGUCUUUGUCUGGAAAGUCUUCCACUUUCAUGGAGUCUUGCCUUCCCAACAUCUCUGGUGCAAAGAGUGAAACUCCUGUUCUUGAGUCUCUGCCCGUGGACGCUAAGGGGCCCGUCACUGUCGGCGUCGAGAACCCGGAUGUUAAGAUUGACGAGUCUGAUCCCGCUUUUGCCCUAUUCCUGGACGCGCCCCGUGCUUCUUCCUCGGAUUUCCCCGCGAUCUCCUUUGGGAGUAUUUCAGAGAAGCUGACAGCUACCUUUGAGCUGGUGGUCGAGAACCAGCCUCAGGACUGCGACACUCGGUUUGCUCAGUUCUGCCACAGUAUGGAGGCCGCCUUUGAACGUGUUUCCUUGAUGACUUCUCACCUCUCAUGAUUCCCCUUUUUGCAACUUGAAUUUUACAAUUUUGCGUGAUGUAAGCCUGCUCGUGGGUUGGCUUUCCGAAAUACUCAGGUGUAGACACCGAUGUCUCUCUUUCGUCAAUGAUUUUCUUCUCAAGCUCUCAUUCAUCUGCUUAAAAUGCAGUCUCUUGCACUCAAUCUGGGUUUCCUUUACUUUCCCAUUUUUCCAUUUGUUUUCUUUCCUUUCUUUUCUUUUUGCCUUCAUUACCUGCCUCUAGAUGCUGGAGGUCUCGAAUGCGCUUAUGGGGUUAUAUGGAUCGGUCUAUUUGGAUGCGAAUUUUUUUCAAGGGACGGACUUACAGGAUGGAAGGUACUGGGUACUGGCGGAUAAGGAAACACAAGGCACUCAAUACAGAACAUAUUCAAAAGUUGCUAUCAAAUAUACUGUAAAUAUG
Aspergillus aculeatus ATCC 16872 is the source of this 2610-nucleotide messenger RNA. Its product is annotated as bZIP transcription factor. The transcript is spliced from 2 exons. The record is from RefSeq and is a predicted model, not a curated record. The coding region runs from base 345 to 2189 and encodes 614 amino acids. Gene Ontology annotation, molecular function: DNA-binding transcription factor activity. Gene Ontology annotation, biological process: regulation of DNA-templated transcription. Lineage: Eukaryota; Fungi; Ascomycota; Eurotiomycetes; Eurotiales; Aspergillaceae.